Molecule: messenger RNA, 903 nt
Organism: Durusdinium trenchii
Lineage: Eukaryota; Dinophyceae; Suessiales; Symbiodiniaceae
Source: the annotation of a GenBank genome assembly
AUGGCCCUCAGUCACUCCUUGUGUGCGCUGCCAAGGAGACCUAGGUGCUUUGUCCGUACCAAAUCGACUCAGCAAAGCAUUUUGUCAGCGGCUGCGCGUGGCGAUGCCGAAGGCAUUUACCUGGCACUGAAACACCACGAGCUCAGUCCGAUCAGUGUGGCCACAGCGGCCCACCGCUUAGCAAAGCUACGGCCUCUACGCGCUUCAAACACCUUGCGACAGCGUGGACUGCGAGAAUUGCAGGCCCCAAUCUUGGCGGCCCACACUGACUUUGGAGCGCAAGCCACGGCCAAUACCGUUUGGGCUUUGGCAGUGCUUAGGAGCACAGACGAGAUCGUGUGGGAGUCGCUGUCACACCGGGCAUCUCAGCAGGUUCAGCAAUUCAGCGGUCGGCACUUGAGCAACUUAGCAUGGUCUGUGGCGAUCCUCUCACGGAGCGAUGCCCCAUUGCUGAUGAUGCUUUCCUGCGAAGUUAUGCAGAAGGUGAAGGAGAUGUCUCCCCAAAGUUUGGCCAACAUCCUGUGGAGCUUUGCCUUUCUGGCUAUCUGGGAUUCAGAGAUGUUGAGGCCUUCCUUAGAUGCGGUGCAUACAUCAGCUCCCGCUUUCAACUCCAGGGAUUUGAGUAAUACUUUGUGGGCCUUGUCCCUGUACAGAGGUUCAGAGACUGAUGGCUUUGACUGGAAGCGCUUACUGGUCUCCUUGGCAAAUGUUGCCAAAGUCCAAGCAGAGGGCGGUCUUCAUCCCAAUGACCUUACAAGCAUUGCAUGGGCCUUUGUGGAUGCUACACCCCUGCAAAUGCAUUGGCUUCAACGCGCUGCGGCUAGUCCGAGCAAGGACCAAAACACAUGGGCCACAGAGCCCACGGAGCCCCAAAGACCUGCAUCCUAUGAGCCUUUAGAUUGA